Pocillopora meandrina is the source of this 4403-nucleotide messenger RNA. The record is from the annotation of a GenBank genome assembly. Lineage: Eukaryota; Metazoa; Cnidaria; Anthozoa; Scleractinia; Pocilloporidae.
GCUUUCCACAGUUUCCCGCCAGGACCACUGCGCAUAUGCAGAAUUGCAAAUUCGACUGUUGCCAUCAACUGUUCUUGCGCCAUUUCGUUUCGAGCAAAGUUCGACAUAAAUUUUACUUUGGUUGAGUGUUAUCUGCCUCGUUGCAAAAUUUAACUGUAACUACAGCCCAGAAGAAGAAUAACGAUUUCGAGAAUUAGGACUUUAUUGUUCUUUACAAAAUAACAAAUGUUAUUGCCGCUUGAAUAUAGAAAACGACACAGUCGGUAAGUAACAAGAGUUUAUAGCAGGCCAGAGAAGGUAAGUCGCGUUUUGCUUUUAUUAUGAAAGAACGUUACGAUUACACAAUUAACGUUGCGAUACCCUUGUUGAAUUGUAUCACGUGAAGUGGCUUCGCAAUUCAGGUGAAUAGUUUACAUCUGUUAAGCAUGUAAAAUACACGCAUGAUUGUCCACGGCACUUUAUUUGAGCACUCGCUUCUACCUCAAGGAACACAUUGGUCUUGGUAGUCCGAGUGUCUUGUUAAAAUGUCUAAAAAGCCAACUAGUGCACGACUGCAACUCAAGCAAAUGAAGGAAAAUCAUCCCGAAGGUAAGUGGUACUGACUCUUGUGCAUUAUGGAAUACCGCAUUAUGUUGAUGUGAUCAACUUUACACAUCUGGAAGGCGAUGCGAUAGACUUAAUCUCGCACUUUUUUCGAUUCUUUCCACAUGAACGGAAAAAAUGACGAUGAGUUGAUGUAAUUACAAGGCCAUGUUUUUUUUAAUGUAGGACAAAUCAUAAAAUCGUUCUAGAGUUCUAUUUUGUUUACAAGCGUUUUUGUUUAGAAUCGAGUAGAAACUGACACGAGAUGUAACGCUAUUGUCAUCCAAACGACGUAACGGCGCGCUAACCUCGCUAAACUUGUAGCAGUUUUCUCAAGGCAGUUUUAAAAGGGAGAUUGUUCUGUAUUUAAAUGUUGUAGGCAGAAACAUCGUAGCUUCCAGUCGUCUCGCAUGAAAUGGUUUGCAAUAAAUAAAUAUUUGUCUUGGGCUUUCGUUACUAAUAACCUUGCCGCUAAAAGUAACUAAAAGGGUACAAUAACACUAACGGGAAAUCGAUUAUGUGAUCCGUUUAUUCCCUGAAAUUUAUUUAUUAGCAAUUUUUGUUUUAUUUCAGAUUUUGAGGACAAAGAUCACUGUGUCUUAUUCUUUAUGGAAGACCUUAAGUAUAGUUUAGUUGAGCGGAAAACAAUAGAUCGGGAAGCUAAAAAAAUGAGCACAGUGUCUGUGAAAAUCAGUGGUAAGAAGUAUUUUGCAACGCUUAUGUUUAUCGGUAAGUUGUAGGUAUUGUUUAUGUAUGCUUUGGCCAGGAGCAAAUAGAUGUGAUCCAAUAUUUUGUUGUUGUUUUUCUUUUUUGUAAUUAAUUUUCUCCAUAAAUGUUUAUUUGGGAGAGAGCAGUGACACUGUAAACAAUGAUAACAUAUGGUUUGGGGUAACUCCCAGCCAAGCCUCCUCUUUCCCUCAAUCACUCAGGAAAAACACCCUGAUAUUGGACUUUUUCUAACAUGUUUCAAAUUAUAUGGACCUGAACUCAUUGGCAAUUGUAAGGGUUGUUUAUUUUAUGGCAGAAGUCCCAUUAACUAAGAUAAUAACCGAUUUGAGACAACAUGGAGAAAGACUUACAUUGCUGAACAGGUCAGUGAUAUCAGAAAGGUUUUAUAAACAAAGAAACAUACAAAACAUUGAGCAAAUGGUGAUUGCUAUUUUCAGCAAACCUGAGAAAUACCCCAGGUAACUACUUUCCCCUUCUUUCAGUGAAUAUUCAAAUAGGGACAUGACACAUUUUAUUGGCUGGUAUUCUCUCCUUUUAAGGAAAUAAGGAGGAAUGCCAAAAGAGGAUGGAGGCCCUGGAAGGUACAUUAUCCCCAGAGCAAGCAAGAGUGUCCCAGUCACCAAAACAAAAAAAGGAUGCAAUAGGUUAGAAUAUUUUUUCCUAGAAUUGAGUUAAUUUUCUGUUCUAUACCUUAGUGGAAUAUACUGAUCACAGUAGUCACCUGGGGUCUAAAGGUUAUUGUUCUAAAGGUUAUUGUUCCAAACGUUUUACUGAUAACGUUCUGUAGAAAAAGCGAAAUUAUCAAACUUAAAAUGGUUUACUAUUUUUUAAACCAAAUGAAAUGGAACCACAACACACACUGAGUCUGUUGUUGAGGUAACUUGCUAUAGAGUUUUAAUUUUUUUUUACUCUUAGAUUGGGACAUCAGCAACGAAAUGAAGAAGUUGGAAAAAUUGGGUUCAUCUGUUUUUGAAAAUCAGGAGGUAAGUGCUUUCCUCUAUUACAUGCUCAUAUUAAUCACACUUUCUUUGAAGCAAGAAACUAACCGUAACAUUUUCGAACAAUCAUUGCCAUUUUAACACAUUUUCUAUAUCAAGUACCAAAUAUGAUGCCUGAUAAUAGAUAAUAGGCCAUAUUUUCAUUGGUGCUUUAAAUUGUGUAAUAAAUUAUAACCUGUUAAAUUGCAAUAUUCUACUUAUAGGUUUCCAGUGAUGAUGAUGGCGAUGAUGAAAGCCAAACUGGGUCUGAUUAUCAUCACCAUGUCCCCAGUGGUAGGAAUUUUCCUAAAGCCAACAAAAUUGCCAAAAGAGGGGGAAGUUCUUCUGAUGAUGUAAGUAUUGUGACUUUAAAUAUUCAAUGUUGGAGAAUUAAAGUGCAUUUGAACUCCCCAUCUAAGAAAGAACCAGCAACUUAAAUGGCUUAAGGUAAAAUUUUGGCUCUGUUAUCCUGUUAAUUCCACAUAAACACGUUCGACACCUGUAUCAAUUCCAUGCAACAUUUUUUGUGUUUUGUUUGGUUCUGUUUUGCAAAUGUGUGUGUUUUUUCUGGUUUUCAUUUAGUGCUGAAUUAUGAUUCCUUACUUUCCUUUCUCACAAAUUUUUGGUUCUUUUUAAGGUUAAUGACAAUUUAUUUAGUUGAAGGAUUGCUUUACAAAUGUAAAUAUUUUUUUCUAUUCAUAUUCACAGGACAACUGGAAGGAUAUGAUCACCAGAAAAAUUGAUUGUAUCUUGAAUAAAGUAGACUUCAUUGAGUCCCAUCUAAAUGUCACAAGCACAGAAUGGGAUAGAAGGGUGGCAACUCCUCCUGAUAGUAAAAAGGUAAUUUUUCAUUUAUCAACUUUUUGUGGAAAUUUUGAAUAGUUGUUUCAAUGGUGUAAAAGGUGAACAAAGUUUGUUUGAAGUUGGGCAGUGAAAAUUGCCAAUUUUCAUAAAUGGUAACCUUUGCAUAAGAACUUUGCUCUUAAAGAUAAUAAAUAAGUAAAUUCUUGUUAAAGAUAGUCAAUACCUCCUUUUCUGUACAUACAGAUGAGGCAUGAUGGUGAUCAAGGAGAACAAUUGAGAAGCUCCUCCCCUCUACCUUUACCUUCCUUAGUAAGUACCAUUCACUAGUCAGGCUACUGCAAGCUGGAAUUUAAGUCGCAAUUAUUAAGAGCAACAAUUUUAUUGCAGACAAUAGAUGAUGAUACUUUUUUUAAAGACAGAUGGUUAUUUUUUCCAAUCUAGAUACUUGUCUCUAAAUAUGUUAUAUUUCAUUUUAGAUGUACAAUGAAACCAACCUCCUAUUACUCCCCUCUGGUGGGGAUUUAAAAAAAUAUGCUCUCAAGGUUUUUGCCAAUCUCUUCUCACUUGAGGAGAUGGCAAAUGGCAUCGUAGAGCCUGCCAGAGGGAAGGCUGCUGGCAAGGUGGAGUUGGACCCUUACAGAGUUGAUCUACUAAAAAGUAAGCCAAUGUAAUUUGUUUUAUUGUGUACUAGUUAGUUUUUUCAAAGAAAAGCAUACCAAGAAACAAAACAAAAACAGAGAUUUCAACAAUCAGCUUUGUUGCUGUUGUUAUAUGUACUUAGAAAAUUCUUGUUUCACGAUUGAAUCAGGGUUAUUCAUUUCUCUUGCACACAAAGUAAUAUUGCCAAGGCUGUCAUUAAAAAGAAGCUGGCUCUAGAAGGAAACAAAUUAACACUUGUUAUCCUUUAAGCUUUGAGUAGCCAGUCACAUUUAUUUGGACAGUACCUAGGGCCAUAAAUUAACAACUGGUUUCUGCAUUAGCAUGCAGUCACUGAGAAUCAUGAAGUACUUGGAAAGUUUGGAAAGCACUGAAGAUGUGUUAGAGUUUCUGUUAAUCAAGCCAUGAGCAGGAAGGCAAUAAAUAUGGACUGGUAGAAAAUAAGACGAUUUCUGUUUUCUCUAUUAUAUGUGUGUGAUAUAUAUACAUAUAAUUUUUUUUUUCCUUCCCAUAGGAGCUAUAAAACAUAAAUUUGGCGAUGCCCAAAUGAACAAGAAGUGGCCUCAAAUAAGGCUCUCCUUGAAUCAAAAAUGCUUGGAUUCCAAGAGAAAAUUUCUCAUUGUGGAGGGAGAUGUUAACAAGUCCACAGACUGA